Centrocercus urophasianus (Greater sage-grouse) is the source of this 1778-nucleotide messenger RNA. It is a transcript of the gene TIMMDC1, whose product is annotated as translocase of inner mitochondrial membrane domain containing 1. The record is from RefSeq and is a predicted model, not a curated record. Bases 16 to 714 code for a protein of 232 amino acids. The transcript is spliced from 7 exons. Lineage: Eukaryota; Metazoa; Chordata; Aves; Galliformes; Phasianidae. Gene Ontology annotation, cellular component: mitochondrion.
GCCGCCGGGAGGGCCAUGGCGGAGGGGCUGGGAGCAGGGCGGACCUUCAGCCGCCCCACGCCGCCGCCGCAGACGGGCUGGGAGCGGCUCAGCGAGCUGUGGCGGCGAGACGAGCAGCAGCGGUAUCCGGAGGAGACGGUGAACAUCAUCAAGUCGGCGUUCACCGGGGGCCUGGUCGGCUGGCUGUACGGCGGCCUGCCCGCCUUCCGCCAGGCGCGGAGGGCCUUCAUCGAGGGCAGCCAGGGAGAGGUGUUCCAGAACCGCGCCGAUGCGGUGCAAUCUGCACACCGUGCUGGACUCAGGAGCUUCAUCCGCUACGGCUGGCGCUGGAGCUGGAGGGUGGCCACCUUCGUGACCAUAUUCAACAUGGUGAGCACUGGUCUGUCCGUGUACCGCGAUAAAACCACCAUCAGUAAUUUUGCUUCAGCAGGAGCCUUCACAGGAGCUCUCUUCAGAAUGCACUUGGGCCUGUCUGGGCUGGCAGGCGGCUUCCUGUUCGGAACAGCCUUUGGGAUCCCUGCAGGGGGCCUCCUAAUGAUUGCACAGAAACUUGCUGGUGAGACUUUGCAGGAGAAGCGAAAUCGUGAGCGCAGGGAGCAGUAUGAACAGAAAUUAGCAGAGUGGCAAUCCAGGCUUAGUGUGACUGAAGACUUGGGCAAAAUGGACAGUGAUGCCCAGGAGCAAUCACAGACAGAAAAUAGCAGGAGAAUCUAGGAGCUGCUGAGUCGUCCUCAGAUCUCUGUUGUAAGCAGCUACAAAGUACUUUGAUUCUAUUCUGUCUUUGUCCAAAGACAUAAUGGAAGUCUUCUGUGAAUGCAGUUGUAUCCUUCAUACUUCUGAAAAACCGGUUUGCUGGAAAUGUUUUUUUGUGGAUGCGUAUCGCUUCUCAAGGGCUUGGAAGGGCCAAACCUGUUCCACUUCACAAAGUGGAUGGGUGGGCUCUACAGGCUAGCAAGUGUCAGCUAGGUUUGGCUGAGGAUGAGGACAGCCACAGAGUCUCUGCUGGAACCCAUUUGCUGCUGGAAAUGUCCAAGCUGAUGGUGAUGUAGAAUAGCAGGAGGAGCCUGCUAUUGCUGAAGGGAGCCUGAUUUGGUGAAAGCUGCUCUUCAGACAGUGCCUGAAGCCCCUGCUGUUGAAGCACAAUAUAGGUUGCACCAGUGAGAGUGUUCCUCCUCUUGCCAACCUUCUCCCACACCUUGAGUUUGCCUGCCUGAGACCGGUUUGGUUUUGCUGAUGGUGGUUUAUUCAUGUUUUUUGCAGAAAAACACAUUUGUUUCUUGCAGUGCUUAGGGUAUUUCACAAUCAGUUUUGAGGAAGGGUGGAGGAGAUUGGAGUGGCAUGGAAAUACCCUGUAGAAGACGAGACAGAGCUGCCUAUGCAAGUCUUUGACUAGAAGUGUGUCCAGGUCUCUGGCUCAAACGUUUAGAGAAGCCAUGCCAUAUCAUGUUUUUGGUGUGUUCCACAUAUCUAUGUACAAACUGCUGAUAAAAUCUUCUGGGGAUAGAGGGCUGUGAGGCUGGCUGCGUGACUUACUGAAACUCACAAGGAGUGCCUGUUGUAGGAGAAACAUGUUUUGGGUUCUUCAGUAGAAGUGUGGCUGAGGGGGUCAACGGAAAGGAUGACCUUUUCUGAUGGUAAUGGUGGAAGCAUUGGCUCAGUGGACAGAUUUAACAGCAAUAAAAAAUGCUCAAAUUUCACAUAAAGGUUGAAAAUUAGAGGAUUACCUCAGGGGGGAAAUGCAGUUCAUGACAUUCAAUAAAGCCAUCUGGCAGUGGUGA